AUGACAAUAAUCAUUCUCUCCAGGGGAAAAUGCGCCCUUUCUGAUUCGACUUCUGCUUACAUGGUCGCCAUGGCAACAACGCCGCUUCUGAUGAUGAUCUUCAAUGUGCAUCACAUUUUCAGUUUUCACUUUAUACAUCCCUUCUUUUCCUUAACUGGAUUUUGCAAGUUUGUUAUCUACAUGAGCUCAUCCAACCUGUACAUGGCUGUGUGGUACACAGUCUUGUUCACAUUUGAUCGAUAUGUAGCUAUAUGUUGUGAGAAGCUGAAAACAAAGUAUUGCAGGCGGAGGAAAGCAGCUAUAGCUAUAAUGAGCACCACUGUCGUAGUUUAUCUCGCAAACCUACCCUAUUGGAUUGCAUAUGAACCUGAACAAAUAAUUGAUCAGUUACAGUGGGGUUGUCGCCUCAAUUUGAACUUCUUCUCUUCUCCCGCAGGUGAAGCAUUCUCUUGGCUGCAAAGUAUUUUAACUGUUUGUCUUCCAUUUUCUUUGAUAUUCAUGUUUAAUUCCUUAACGGUCAGACGCAUUGUAGUCGCCAACAGAGCUCGCAAAUCCAUCCGGGGAUGCAAAAAUGAGAGUCAAAGAGACCCAGAGUUGGAGGUUCGAAGGAAGUCCAUUAUUUUACUCUUCGCGGUAUCGGGCAGUUUUAUCCUUCUGUGGCUGACAGCAGCGGUGAGCUUCUUAUCAACAAAGAUAACAGACACUGCACGUUAUCAUGGUGAUCAUGCAAAUCCUGCCUAUAUUGCCACUGAAACUGGCCACAUGCUCAUGUACUUGAAUUCCUGUACUAAUGUAUGCAUUUAUGCAGCCACACAAAGUAAAUUCAGGCAAGAGCUGAAGAAAGUGUUGAUAUUUCCUUGGUUAUUUAUUCUUAAAUUAACUAAACGAAAUUAA
Messenger RNA from Rhincodon typus (whale shark), 894 nucleotides. Its product is annotated as probable G-protein coupled receptor 139. The transcript has a single exon. The record is from RefSeq and is a predicted model, not a curated record. Gene Ontology annotation, biological process: G protein-coupled receptor signaling pathway. Gene Ontology annotation, molecular function: G protein-coupled receptor activity. Lineage: Eukaryota; Metazoa; Chordata; Chondrichthyes; Orectolobiformes; Rhincodontidae. Bases 1 to 894 code for a protein of 297 amino acids. Gene Ontology annotation, cellular component: membrane.